CCUUGCCAAAAAGGACCAACCAAGGCCAAGCUUGGGCUAUUGAAUUUUAGGGUUUCUGUUGUGGGUUUAAUAAUCCAAUAUCACAGUGUUGAAUGGACAUUUUUGACCCAAAUAUGUGAAGCCCAAGCUCCUGGGCUUGUUUUACAAAACACUAACGCGAACACGAUUUCGCUGGACGUCUUUCCCAAUCUACAAUCCACGUUUAGUGCAAGCGUCGUCCAACUGUACAGAGCUCGCAAGAGAUGGCUGCUCAAUCGCUGGCCAAUCUUCCAUGGACAACCCAAGCAAUCAGGCAUUCCAAUCUUCAAAAAACACAAUCCAAAUAUCAUCUACCGCACUCUUUUAAACCCUACACUUCAAAAAACCUACUAUGGUUAGGUGCUACCACCAUACACAAGACCAAUCUUUCUUUCCAAUCCACAAAUCCCAGACAUCAAUCACUGGCUCGCCGCCCCAUCUCCGCCACGGUGUCCAGCCUUCCAACUGCGAAUCCAGAGAGAUUUGCUUCUGCUGAGAAAGUUCCCAAGUGGUCAUGGAGGGCAAUAAAGGCAUUUGCUUUGGCUCAAUUGGAAGCUAGGAAGCUCAAGUAUGCAAAUACUGGGACUGAGUCUCUUCUUAUGGGCGUCCUGAUUGAAGGGACUAGUCUAGCUGCAAAGUAUUUGUGGACAAAUGGAAUUACUCUUUUCAAAGUGCGUGAAGAAACUAUCAAGUUACUUGGAAAGGCUGACAUGUAUUUUUUCCCACCUGAGCAGCCUCCCUUGACAGAAUCAGCUCAAAGAGCCCUUGACUGGGCUGUUGAGCAUAAACUAAAAUCAGGGGAUAGUGGUGAAAUUACAACAAGUGAUAUGCUUCUUGGCAUUUGGUCAGAAGUGGACUCCCCAGGUCACAAAGUACUGGCUGCACUAGGCUUCAAUGAUGAGAAAGCAGCAGAGCUGGAGUCUUUGAGUUCUGGACCUGGGUUUGUAGAUGGAUAAUGCCUUCAUUUUUCUUCAGGAGCAGUGAGAUUCUUUAUAAUCAUAGGAGUACAAAGAAUUGUACGUUUGUGUGUUUCAACUGAAAUUGCAGAUCCUAUCAUUCUUGCACGAAUAAAAAUCUUUUUAACAUUUGUAUCUUC
Messenger RNA from Jatropha curcas, 1114 nucleotides. RefSeq names its product ATP-dependent Clp protease ATP-binding subunit CLPT2, chloroplastic. The record is from RefSeq and is a predicted model, not a curated record. NCBI's taxonomy places the organism in Eukaryota, Viridiplantae, Streptophyta, Magnoliopsida, Malpighiales, Euphorbiaceae.